This is a messenger RNA of Knipowitschia caucasica, 759 nucleotides long. The record is from the annotation of a GenBank genome assembly. NCBI's taxonomy places the organism in Eukaryota, Metazoa, Chordata, Actinopteri, Gobiiformes, Gobiidae.
AUGUUGGGAAACCCUGAGAGCGGGAUCUGUCUGUCUGGAGGCGCCGAAGUCGACUUUGAUCUGAGUGAAGGAGGGACCAGAGAGAGUCUGUGCAGGUGGGCCUCUACGUGCAGCUCCACUUCUGCAGAAUUACACCCUCCGGGAAAAGUCAGUCACCGCUGGAUCUCUCACUCCUCCCGUGGAAACUUUCAAACAUGCCCUGGUCCUGGAGCCUCCUCCCCGGUCACCAGCUGCCAGUCCCCCCGGUGUAAGGACCUCCACACCAUCUACAACCACCUGUACCGUAUGGACGUCCUCACACACCUCCGGGAGCACCAGCUGAGCCCGGACUCGAUCGCCUCCUGCUGGUACAUCCUCCUCACUGGUUCCGUCUUCGUCCAGGAGCAUAUGUACCUGGCGCGCUGCUGGUUCGUACUUCUGUCUUCUCUGUGUCUCACUGCUGUUUCAGGAUCAGGGAUAGUGGCGCCCCCUGGGGACAGCACCAGAGCAGGACGUGUGGCUGAUCAUGCUCUGUUCUCAGCGGCUGCUUUUAAUUACAGAAGUGUGUGGAGCUGGAGCGGAGCCAACUCUGCUGAGGUGGAGAACGGCCAGCGAAGCGGUAGGAGAACCUGCUCCAGAGAGAGGAGUCCCAGAGGAGAGCCCAACUCCUACACCACGCCGCGCAUGCUAGCUCCAGGUCACUUCAUUAAGAGGCUUCUCCUGGUGUUUCCCCGAAGUCUGAGGUCUGAGCCGAGGAUCACGGCUCUCCUCUGGAACUAG